Molecule: messenger RNA, 1016 nt
Organism: Trichomycterus rosablanca
Lineage: Eukaryota; Metazoa; Chordata; Actinopteri; Siluriformes; Trichomycteridae
Gene: pigp
Product: phosphatidylinositol glycan anchor biosynthesis, class P
Exons: 4
Coding region: 82-537 (151 amino acids)
Biological process (GO): GPI anchor biosynthetic process
Cellular component (GO): endoplasmic reticulum
Molecular function (GO): phosphatidylinositol N-acetylglucosaminyltransferase activity
Source: RefSeq, a predicted model, not a curated record
GUACUGUUAGGGAUGUAAAUCCACGUCGGUGGCCGCGUCACAGAACCAUGAGCAAACUUUUGAACAUAAACACCAGGCUGGAUGAGAUCGCCCUCUGCUGUGGGUCUUCUGUCCUCACCCACACCCAGGGACACAAGAAACAGCCAGAAAUCAUCCAGUCAUUCAUGUAUUGUCUGUUUAACCACCUCUUUAUCCCGUUCAGGGUCGCUGUGGGUCCGAUUCACUGGGGAAAAAGUGCUGUAUUUAGUGUGGGCAUUUGUUCCUGAGAGCUGGCUCCACUCUGUUGGAUUGACCUACUGGCCUCAAAAGUAUUGGGCUCUCGCCUUACCGAUUUAUCUGCUGGUGGCUUUAACUGUAAGUUUUGUGGUGCUGUUUGGAGUCAAUAUGAUAAACACGACUCCUCUGUGUUCAGUGGACAACGUCACAGAUCACUACGCUAAGAACCAGGUUGUCGACAGUGAGCAGAAAGGAGCCAUACCUCGACUGCGAGAUCUCUCUAUAAGUGAAGUCAAUCAUCACUUCUUCCUCUCAGACUGAACUCGAGGACCCCGGGCACUGAGUCCGAGGUGCCACGUCCCUCGCAUGAUGCGUCAUGUCUUCAAAUUUCUGAUCUGCAUUGAUCCAUAUAGAUGGUGAUCAUCCAGGUUUGGUUGUCAUCAGUCUGGGCUUUUGGAGUUUGCCGAGGUUUUAGGCGCACCUAUUCCAUCACUCACCUGCGACAGGGCAGACAUUUGACUUUAAGGUGAACCCAGAGCUCAGGGUAUGGUAAACACACGAGCCUUUAAGGGCUGAGCGGUGGGGAAAAGUGAUGAAAGGUAUAUGCAGAUAGAAAGACUGUUACCUCACAGACUAUUAUGAAGGACUUUACAGUCUGCUUGAGCUCGAGAGAGAGGUCUUGGAGCUGUAUAUGGGUGUUUGUGAGUGCUAUGGACACUUGCUUAAAAGUUUCUUCUGGAUCUUUGGUAUUCUCUUUAUAUAUUGGAAUAAAAAUUUAAAUAAAGUUUAUUAUACACAAA